This is a messenger RNA of Otolemur garnettii (small-eared galago), 1035 nucleotides long. It is a transcript of the gene ANXA10, whose product is annotated as annexin A10. Gene Ontology annotation, cellular component: cytoplasm. NCBI's taxonomy places the organism in Eukaryota, Metazoa, Chordata, Mammalia, Primates, Galagidae. Gene Ontology annotation, molecular function: calcium-dependent phospholipid binding; calcium ion binding. The transcript is spliced from 12 exons. The coding region runs from base 1 to 1035 and encodes 344 amino acids. The record is from RefSeq and is a predicted model, not a curated record.
AUGGACCAUGCUGAUCACAAGCCAGUCACAGGGGUCCUGCCGAUGUGCUAUGGGCAAGAGAGGGAAUUUAAAUGCACUGUACAAGGAACCAUCUUCCCAGCUCCCAAUUUCAAUCCCAUCAUGGAUGCCCAGAUGCUAGGAGGUGCACUCCAAGGCUUUGACUGUGACAAAGACGUGCUGAUCGGCAUUCUAACCCAGCGCUGCAAUGCCCAAAGGCUGCUGAUUGCAGAGGCGUACCAGGGAAUGUAUGGCCAGGACCUGAUUGGGGAUCUGAAAGAGAAGCUCUCGCAUCACUUCAAGGAGGUGAUGGUUGGUCUCAUGUACCCACCACCAUCUUAUGAUGCUCAUGAACUCUGGCACGCCAUGAAGGGAGCAGGCACAGAUGAGAAUUGCCUUAUAGAUAUAUUAGCCUCAAGAACAAAUGGAGAAAUUUUCCAGAUGAGAGAAGCCUACUGCUUGCAAUACAGCAGUAACCUUCAAGAGGACAUUUACUCAGAGACCUCAGGACACUUCAGAGACACUCUAAUCAAUUUGGUUCAGGGAACCAGAGAGGAAGGUUAUGCGGACCCUGCCUUGGCUGCCCAGGAUGCAAUGGUCUUGUGGGAAGCCUGCCAGCGGAAGACGGGGGAGCAUAAGACCAUGCUGCAGGUAGUCCUGUGCAGCAAGAGCUACCAGCAGCUGUGUCUAGUUUUCCAGGAAUUUCAAAUUAUUUCUGGGCGAGACAUAGUAGAUGCCAUCAGAGAAUGCUAUGAUGGAUACUUUCAGGAGCUGCUAGUUGCAAUUGUUCUUUGCGUUCGAGACAAACCAACCUAUUUUGCUUAUAGAUUACAUAGUGCAAUCCAUGACUUUGGUUUCCAUAAUAAAACCAUAAUCAGGAUUCUAAUUGCCAGAAGUGAAAUAGACUUGCUGACCAUAAGAAAACGUUACAAAGAGCAAUACGGAAAAUCUCUAUUUCAUGAUGUCAAAAACUUUGCUUCAGGGCAUUAUGAGAAAGCACUGCUUGCUGUCUGUGCUGGGGACGUGGAAGACUACUAA